CAAACCGGAUCUUCUUCCGAAACUCAGACCUCAAACGAGAAGAGAACUCGGAAAGUCGCUUUGACACCUGGUCAUUCGCCCCUUGAUUGGGCAAGGUUGACCUCGAGUGGGAAAAAUUUAAGAGGGACAAAGUCAUUUCCAUUGAGAGUUACAAUGGAUGAGUUGAAGUCACAUAAUAAGAGGGAUGACGCUUGGUCGAUCUUUAAUGGGAAAGUAUAUAAUAUAACACCUUAUCUAAGUUUUCAUCCUGGAGGAGAGGAGGAGUUGAUGAGGGUUGCAGGGAGAGAGGGGACUAAGUUGUUCAUGUUAACGCAUUCAUGGGUCAACCUAGAAUAUAUGCUACACGAAUGUUUGAUAGGAAUGUUA
Molecule: messenger RNA, 366 nt
Organism: Tremella mesenterica DSM 1558
Lineage: Eukaryota; Fungi; Basidiomycota; Tremellomycetes; Tremellales; Tremellaceae
Exons: 2
Molecular function (GO): heme binding
Source: RefSeq, a predicted model, not a curated record